Molecule: messenger RNA, 1956 nt
Organism: Topomyia yanbarensis
Lineage: Eukaryota; Metazoa; Arthropoda; Insecta; Diptera; Culicidae
Product: polyserase-2-like
Exons: 2
Coding region: 73-1818 (581 amino acids)
Biological process (GO): proteolysis
Molecular function (GO): serine-type endopeptidase activity
Source: RefSeq, a predicted model, not a curated record
GCUCCUCUCUAUCAGUCAGUCAGUUCAAUCUCAUUCUCGACACCAGAAGCAACCAACACCCGACGGGCAGUGAUGAUCACCCACCACCACCACCACCAACGGCGAUCGAUUUCGCUAUUGUUCGUACUGCUCGCAUCCCUGGCGACCUCAAUCCGUGCCGAGGGAAACGAUUUCGACGACAAAAGCUGCGGCCGACAGUUGGCUCCCCUGGAAGGUUUGGUAAAGGGUGGAUUCAAAGCACGGGCCGGUGAGUGGCCCUGGCAUGUGGCGCUGUUUCACCGAAUCGGAUCUUCCGCCGACUUUGAUUAUCAGUGCGGAGGAACCCUGGUGCACAAGUAUCUGGUAGUGACGGCAGCCCAUUGCGUAACGUUACGAUCGAGCAGGAAACACAAGCUGCCGGCAGAUGUGCUGGUGAAGGUCGGACGGUUUAAUAUCUCCGAGGAACGCGAGGAGCAAGGACGGGACUACGAGGUGGAGAAGAUUGUGACGCAUCGCGGUUACAAACCGCUGUCGUACGAGAACGAUAUAGCGAUCUUGAAGUUGGAUGUGCCGGUGAUCUUUUCGCAGUAUGUGCAACCGGUCUGCUUGUGGAAGAGAGACGACGGACUGGUACUGCCGAAUAUUUGGGGUCAAACCGGAACGGUCGUUGGAUGGGGACUUACGGAUGCGAAUACAACCGCUUCGUUACUGAACACGGCCCGGAUGCCGGUAGUGUCCACGCAUGACUGUUUGGAAAGUGAUCGAAACUUUUUCGGGCGUCUGCUGUACGCCAAGGUUUUCUGCGCGGGGUUCAAAAAUGGUACUGGAGUGUGCAAUGGGGAUAGUGGAGGUGGAAUGAUUUUUCAACAUGCAGGACAAUGGUAUCUGCGGGGUAUUGUUUCAUUCAGUGAAACGCUAGACGAGUCCAAAAUUUGCAAUCUGAAACAGUUUGUGGGAUUCACCGAUGCCGGUCAAUAUUUGGAUUGGAUCUACGAGACAGCACCGAUCAACGAAAACAGCGAUCCCAUCCUGGGGCAUCCAAAUAUUCGGCUUAUCAAUCAAGGGGAUUGUGGAUUGAAUGAGUACAUGUUUGGUUACCAGGAGACAAGAAAACCGAUGAUUAGACAGUACUUGUGGAUGGUGAUUCUCCGCCAUCCGUUCCAAGAUCCGAAGUACGUUCCGUGUAACGGGGUUUUAAUCAACAAAAAUUACAUUCUAACUACGAAAUGCGUCGAUUGGAAUGAUGACGUUGCCGUUACCCUGGGAGAAUAUAUUACCGGUCAAACGCAGGACUGUGCUCAACGAAACGAUCAGUGGGUCUGUCUAAGUCCAGUUCAGACCGUUGCGAUCAACGAAUUUUACCAAAAGGAUUCACUGAUUUUGGCACGCUUAUCCUCACCGGCAUACAUCGGCCGGCGGGAUCACAUUCAAGCGGUAUGUUUACCGACAACCGCGGAGCAGCGACAGCGUAUCUAUCCGAAGUACAUACUGACCGGGUGGAAAGAAUCCGGUAACGAUUCGCAGUACUUGCAGCGGCAAAUUGUUGAUAUCAUUCACCAGGCGGCCUGCCGGGAAGAGAUGGGGAAGACUGAAUAUGCAAGUGAGCAGGAAAAGAACAUUACCGAUUGGAAGAUUUGUGUGCGGAACGUGGGCGUGGAGAAACGAAGUCCCUUCUGUGAUGACUACCAGCCCGGGACGGCAAUUCAGGCGAUCGAGAAAAAGUCCAAUCGGUACUACUUGUACGGGAUACAGACGGGGAUUUCGUACUGCAGCAAACCGGAGACGUUUAUUGCGGUGUCGAAGUACAUGGAGUGGAUACUGGAUAAUAUGAGACCUUGAGGAAUUGGAGAUUGCGUGAAAACAUUUAGAAUUAAUUGGAAAGGUUAAAAAUCGAAGGAUAUUGGAAUGAUACUGAAUGCCCCAAACAUUGAUAAAUAAAUCGCAUGAAUGAGUGCCUCAUACUAAUUUUUAACGUUA